Molecule: messenger RNA, 651 nt
Organism: Nymphaea colorata (pocket water lily)
Lineage: Eukaryota; Viridiplantae; Streptophyta; Magnoliopsida; Nymphaeales; Nymphaeaceae
Product: disease resistance protein L6-like
Exons: 2
Coding region: 1-651 (216 amino acids)
Biological process (GO): defense response
Source: RefSeq, a predicted model, not a curated record
AUGCAACUAAUGAAGCAACUCAUGGAAGAGAUCAUGGACGCCAGAGUCACACAAAUACACAACCUUGAUGCUGGGCAGCGCCUGUUCAGAGAUAGAAUUCCUCCCAAAAAAGUUCUAAUAGUAUUGGAUGAUGUUGACCAUCUGGAUCAAUUCAUGGAGAUAUGCUUUUCAGAGCAGUCAUCAACAACAACAGGACAUGUACGAGGACAUACAAUGGAAGGUUGUUGUAGUCGUUGGUGGGUUGCCAUUGGCCCUAAGAGUUUUUGGAUGUACCUCUCUGAUAAGAUCGACCGGGAUGAAUGGAAAGAUUAUUUGGAUAUGCUGCAACAGACCCCAGAACAAGACAUCCAGAAAUGUUUGCAAAUAAGUUAUGAUGGACUGUAUGGAGUUGAGAAAGAGAUAUUUUUGGACAUCGCAUGCUUCUUCAUUGGCCAUGAUCAAGUACAAGCAUCUGUUAUGUGGGAAAGUUUAAAUUGGCAACCAAGAUCCGCAAUUAAGGCCCUUCAAAAGAAGAGUCUCAUUACGGUUCGUGAUGAUGGAAAACUUGACAUGCACGACCUUAUAAGGGACAUGGGAAGAGACGUAGUUCCCAAGCCAAACCAUACAAACCUUGGAUGUGGAGCAGGCUAUGCACAGCUGAGCACGCAUUGA